AUAGCUUGUUUUACGACCGCCGACUUCACUUCACUGCCAGAGAAGAAAUCCCGGAAGCACAUGGUCUGAGUGUGAGGAGGCUGUAGUUGUUUUAUAUUUUCAUCAGACGUUUAAAAAAAGUGCAUUUUUACAAAACGUUUCUUGUGGAUAAGUUGAAGAAGAACAACGUUUACUGUCACCAUGGUUCGAGCCCGAAGGGUGAAACCCCCGCAAAGACCCAGGAAGACGGAGAAGUUCGAUGAAGAUGACCCUGAAGCCUACUCCAACAUGCCGGUCCCCGACAAGAAGUCGGCCGACUUCACCAAGGACAAAGUGGACGAGUUCCAUGACCAGAAGAUUGCGAAACUUCUGGCCCGUGGCGUCCAAAUGGACAGUGAUGACGAGGACAUCGAUGAGGAGGAGGAGGUGAUGGCUCUGGAGGACUCUGAGGAAGAGGAGGAGGAGGAGGAGGAGCAACAAGAAGAAGCAGAAGAGGAGGAAGAAGAGGGGACAGACAUGGAGAGUGAUUUAGAGGCCUCCCAUUUAAAAACCGUUGAACUAAAACUUUUUUUUUCAGACCUUCCAAAUGAAAUGGCGUGGGGCAGAAAGAAGAAGAUGUUCUACGACUCGGACUACGUUCAAAGCAGAGGGAAACAAGUGGAAGUGUUGGAGGCUGAGGAGCAGGAGGAGGAAGAGGAGGCUAAAAACAUCCAGAAACGUCUGGCCGCCAACCUGAGCGAGGAGGACUACGACCUCAGCUUCUUCCAGGAGUUUGCUACGGCAGAAGAUGAAGGUGAAGACGAAGAAAAGGCCCCGGAAAGACAGGAGAAGAUUGUUAAAGACCUGCAGCAGAUGACCAAGAAGGAGAAGAUGAAACUUCUGAAGAAAGAAUCACCAGAGCUGCUGGAACUGAUCCAGGACUUCAAGACCAAGCUGACGGAGCUGAAAGAUGAGCUGCAGCCUCUGGUUCAGAUGGUGAAGGAUGGAAAGAUCCCAGAAGGAAAGGGCGCUGACUACCUGAAAACCAAACAACAACUUUAUCUGAAUUACUGCACCAACAUCAGUUUCUACCUGGUGCUGAAAGCAAAGCGACUUCCUGCUCAUAACCACCCUGUGAUCGAGAGGCUGCUCAGCUACAGAAACCUCAUCAAUGACCUCGCGGCGGUGGACGCCAGACUAGCACCAGAGUUCCGCAGGUUACUGUCUGGUGAAGAAAACGCCAAGGCGGCGGCGGCGAACGGCAAGAAAGUCCGAGUGUCCGGUAAGAAGGAGAAGGUGAGUNNNNAACCCGUGUCUGACUCUGAGGAAGACUCCGACUCGGACCUGGACGAGGAAGCAGCGCUGCGUUUCUACAGAGAAGCAGAGGAGCGCGUGACGUUGAAGAGGAAGAGCAAAAACCCUGAAGCUAAAGAACGUGAAGACGAUGACGAGGAGGAGCUGCUCCCAGAGGCCAAGAGAGGAAUCACAUACCAGAUGGCUAAAAAUAAGGGUCUGACACCAAAGAGGAAGAAGAUUGACCGAAACCCCCGAGUCAAGCACAGAGAGAAGUUCAGACGAGCCAAGAUCCGCAGAAAGGGACAGGUCCGACAGGUGCGUCGUGAGGAGACCAAGUACAGCGGAGAGCUUUCUGGUAUUCGUGCUGGAGUCAAGAAGAGUGUGAAACUUAACUAACCACAACGAAGGGUUAAUAUUUGAUUGUGGUGGUUAACUGUAAGUCAGCCUUCUGGUCAAACCGUCCUGUUUUACCUGUGACUAGUUCAACUGUUGUCUUUAUAUAAAGACACUGAAACCUGACAGACGCUGUUCGUUUCAUUACUACAGAAACAUUUCCUCUGCUGAGUUACUGUUAGACCUGCAGUAUUUAAGAUUUUAAAAAACACAUACACAGAUUUCUAGAAUCCUUUAAAUAAAAACCGUUUGACACGU
Messenger RNA from Cynoglossus semilaevis (tongue sole), 1905 nucleotides. RefSeq names its product UTP3 small subunit processome component. Gene Ontology annotation, cellular component: nucleolus; small-subunit processome. Gene Ontology annotation, biological process: maturation of SSU-rRNA from tricistronic rRNA transcript (SSU-rRNA, 5.8S rRNA, LSU-rRNA). The record is from RefSeq and is a predicted model, not a curated record. Lineage: Eukaryota; Metazoa; Chordata; Actinopteri; Pleuronectiformes; Cynoglossidae.